AUGAAGAGACCUAAGUCUAUGGCAGAUCUCCGCCUUAACUAAAACCUUCCACCUACUAUGUAUGGUCAAGGAGGGUUCUCAACUCUUUCUUCUAAUAGACAGCUUUUGAAAUCAUAAGGUUUUCCCUUAAUCAAUGAUCCAACAUCAGUCAAAGCAUAACUAUUUGGACGUAUAAUCAUGGGGGCAAAGACAAACAUAUAGAAGCAGCACUUGGAUGUAAAACAUUAUCUAGAGAGAGAGAAAAAAAAACAAGAUGAAAAUGAAAAAAUGGAGAAAAAGCUAAAGAAAAUUGCAGAGGAGGAGGAACUAAAAGAAAAAGAAAGGAAAGUGAUGAUAGCGAAAAAAGAAGAACAAAGAUAGAUGAAGCGAGACAAUGCCAAGAAAAUGGAAAGGUAAAGAGAAAAGGAAUUCGAAUUGGAGAGGAAAAAACUUUCAGAGUAGGCAUUAAAAUUUGAAUAGAAGGAGAGAGAAAAAGAUAUGUUGAGGAGAAUGCAAGCUUUAGAUAAAGCAGAUAAAGAGAAAUAAAAGCAAAGAGAGAUUGAGCUUAAAAGACAGAGGUUAGAGGAGGAAGAAUAGGAAAAAUUAUUGUCAAAACUUGAAAAACUUGAAGAAAUUCAUAAGGAAAGGGAAGAUAAACUUAAAGAAAUCGUCAAUAUAAAAAAAUCACAAGCAAAGGAAUACACUGAUCAUAUAUUGGAAAGACUUGAAUUACUAAAGAUUAUAGAUGUUGUAAAGAAGAUAGAAGUGGAGAACAGAUACUUAGACAAGAUUCAGAAAAUUGAGAAGGUUAGGACUGAUAAGCAGACAAAGGACAAAGAACAAGUUGAUCAUCAUAAGCUAGUAAAUGAGAAAAGAUUUGGAAAAACAAUGCAGAAUAAGUAAAUUCAAUUAAUUGACGACAAGAGAAAGAUAAAGGAUCUUAACUCUAAAUUCAGAUCUAGCAUGGAAAAUCUUACAAGUCAAAAAGAAGAGAAUAUGUAUAAAUCUCAAGCUGAAAGAGAAAAAAAUGACGAGGACAAGAAACUAUAGAUCUAAAAAAAUCUUGACAAAGAGCGCAGAAAGAUAGAGUGGAAAAAGCUGAAGAUUCUAGCGAAGGAAAAGAUGAAUGAGGAGAGAGUGUAGUUCAUUAAGUUUGAGGAAAAUACUAUUAAGAAGAGUCUAGCUGAGCUUACCAUUCAGCAGCAAAUGGAAAGAGACAGAAUAAUGAAAACAAUGACUCGCAUCAGAAACACAGACUUUAAAAGCAUGAAGACUAAAGAGUAUAUUAAGACGGCAGUACCUGAUAUCAAUAUUAGUGAUAUAUUCAGACCUAAAGUUGAGGAGAAAAAGGUGGAUGAGAGUUUAUGA
Messenger RNA from Stylonychia lemnae, 1347 nucleotides. Lineage: Eukaryota; Ciliophora; Spirotrichea; Sporadotrichida; Oxytrichidae. The record is from the annotation of a GenBank genome assembly.